AUGCCGGGUCCGUUUGAGAUUGAUCGUUCGCCACCGAGCGCUGAGUUGUUGGAAGUUGCAAAACAGGAGCUACGGGAGACGCCCGAAGUCCGUGCGGCCGCCAUUGAGGAGCUGCGCAAGCUGCUUAAAGCUAGCAACCUAAACUUCCCGGACGAUGACGAAUUCUUGCUGAUCUACCUGCGUCCGACCAAGUUCUAUCCCGAAAGUGCCCUUAAAUUGAUGCGCAGUGUAGCCGAGUUUAACAAGACCUACAAGGAUCUGCUGCACAACUUGAUGCCCGUGGAUGUGAAGUCAGUGUUUGUCGACCAUGGACUGAUCAACAUCUUCACCAACCGGGAUCAGAAGGGUCGCCGCCUUAUGGUGGUGCAUAUGGGCGAAAAGUGGAACACGAAGGAGGUGUCCGAGGACCAGAUCUUCCAGGCGCUCUAUACCAUCCAGAAGCUGGCCGUCCUUGAAGCGGCCACGCAGAUCAACGGAGCGGUAGUGAUCUACGAUUUCAAGGGCAUGGGCAUGGGCCACGUGAAGGCCAUGUCGACGAGCGGUGCCAAGCGUCUGCUGACCUUCAUCCAGGAGGCCUGUCCGUUGCGCAUGAAGGCUGUCCACUUCGUUAACGAGCCGAUGAUCUUCAACAUGGUGUGGUCGCUUUUCAAGCCCUUCGUGAAGGAGAAGCUGAACAAGCGUAUGUUCUUCCACGGCGAGAAGAUGGCUAAACUGCACGAACACGUCCCUAAAGAGUAUCUGCCAGCCAACUACGGCGGAACUCUUCCAGCACUGGACUACGGCGGCAAGGAGUGGUACCCGGUUGCUGAGCAGUUUAACGAAUUCAUCACAAAGUGGAACUCGUGCGGUUUCAAAUAG
This is a messenger RNA of Anopheles marshallii, 858 nucleotides long. RefSeq names its product retinaldehyde-binding protein 1-like. The transcript has 3 exons. Lineage: Eukaryota; Metazoa; Arthropoda; Insecta; Diptera; Culicidae. Bases 1 to 858 code for a protein of 285 amino acids. Gene Ontology annotation, molecular function: phosphatidylinositol bisphosphate binding. Gene Ontology annotation, cellular component: membrane. The record is from RefSeq and is a predicted model, not a curated record.